AUGCGAAUGCGCUUCUCAUUCACCUCCACCGCUCUGCUCUUCGCAGUCAGCUCGAUUGCUCUGCCAACUGGCGAGUACGCUGACGCUGCUCUUGACAAGAGACAGUCUGCGACGACCUGCGGCAGCUAUGCUUACAGCUCAAGCCGUUACAACAACUACGAGGGCUUUGACUUCCCUGUCUCUGGUCCAUACCAGGAAUUUCCAAUUCUGCCAGGCUCGCCAGGUCCAGACCGUGUUGUCUUCGACACCGGAGGACAGUACGCUGGUGCCAUUACCCAUACUGGAGCUUCUGGUAAUAACUUUGUGGGCUGCUCUGGCACAUCAUAG
This is a messenger RNA of Pseudocercospora fijiensis CIRAD86, 327 nucleotides long. RefSeq lists its product as uncharacterized. The coding region runs from base 1 to 327 and encodes 108 amino acids. Gene Ontology annotation, molecular function: RNA nuclease activity; RNA binding. The record is from RefSeq and is a predicted model, not a curated record. The transcript is spliced from 3 exons. Lineage: Eukaryota; Fungi; Ascomycota; Dothideomycetes; Mycosphaerellales; Mycosphaerellaceae.